AUGCCAUCAAAUAAUAAAAGCAACAACAGUAAAAGAAGAACAGAUAAAAAUCACGAAGAAUCUCUGUUAGGUGUAGGAUACAAUAAUGUGUUCAAUGUCAUCAAAGAAAAAAUUAGUAGCGAAUUUAACUUAGGAAUGAAUAGUAUUAAUAGGACAAUUGAUAUAAACAAUGAAAUUAAAAGAAUGGGAAUAGAAUACAUAAGAAACCUUGUUGAAGAAGUCAGAAAAACUGAUAACAAUGAUAUUGAUGAUGUUUUUGAUUACGAUGAUGGUGGUGUAGUAGUGGGUAUUUUUAAAUUCGUUUUUAUUUAUUCAUUUGCAUUACUAGAAAUUUGUGUUCAAAUAUUUUCACAUUAUAGGAUCAACUUUCUGAUGUUAAAACUAAGACCACAACAAUAUAGACCCAGUGAUACAGAAUUACAAGAAAUCAGACCAUAUCAAAAUACAACAAACAUUCUCCUUAGAAAAUUACCAUUUUCCAGAAUAGUACAAGAAAUUGCUAUGGAAGUUCUUCCAUCAGAUAGUCAAAUAGGAUUUAAGUGGCAAUCUUCGGCCAUUUUAGCACUUCAAGAGGCCACUGAAGCAUAUCUGGUCCACUUAUUUGAGAAUGC
Molecule: messenger RNA, 611 nt
Organism: Entrophospora candida
Lineage: Eukaryota; Fungi; Glomeromycota; Glomeromycetes; Entrophosporales; Entrophosporaceae
Source: the annotation of a GenBank genome assembly